UUGAAAUGUGUUGUAUUGGAACAUUUCUUUCAACGUUUUGAAAGAAAAGUUUAAUUUUGUGCCGUAUUUAUCCCUUUUUUCUUUUACCCAUGUCAGUUUUUGUUGUAUUUCUGUCAUGCUCAUCUGCAUUUUAACCUUUAAGUGCACCUCUGAGUAGAAUAAAACAGCGCAUUGUGUAUGUUUAUACCAAAUAGAAAACUUUGUCACUCAGUUGUUGUGAAGCAUUCGUCUUUGCAAUAUGUACAUACACUGUUUUUCCUCAAAUGAUUAUUACUAAAUACAAUUUAAAGCAAUAAAAUGCAUCAGUACCACUACUGAUUUUUUUUUUUUUGUUCAGAUUCUUGUCUAACAGUUCUGUCCAAUCGCAUCACAAUAAUAUGACCCUAAAAAAGAAGAACAGCAUCUGCUGAUUCAGAUCGACAUCGUCCUUCUCUUCUCUGUUCCAGUUCCAAAUGAGUCUUCCAUGACACUUUUUAAGUUUAAAAAGUUUUAAAGACCAACGACUGCAUCAAAGAUCGUGUAAAAGUGCUUCUACAACAUCGCUAAGGUAAAGGCUUGGCACACAGCACUUUGCAAUCGUUUCCUGGCUAUAAGGGUCGCAAAAAUAGAGGAGCUGAAUCACAUCUGGUGUAGCAGAUCGGCACAACUUCACAACCAGAAAUUCUGAGAGCUGAAAUGGAGGAAGGUGACUAUAUUUUUCCUGAUGAUUAUAAUGAGACCGACUGGUGUGAGGGGGUUGAAAACUGCACGGCUUUUGUGCUCCCCACUGUAACGCCACUGUCCAGGAUUGGUUCCCGGCACUGGAUCGUUCUGGUCUGCUACUUCAUUGUGUUCCUGUUGGGUGUCCCGGGGAACGCUCUGGUGGUGUGGGUGACCGCGUUUCGAAUGCCAAACUCUGUAAACGCGCAGUGGUUUCUGAAUCUGGCCAUCGCAGAUCUGCUGUGCUGCUUGUCGUUGCCUCUCCUCAUGGUGCCGCUUGCCCAGGACCAGCACUGGCCUUAUGGUGCUUUGGGUUGCAAAUUACUCAGCGGUUUGUUCUACAUGAUGAUGUACUGCAGCGUUCUGCUCCUGGUCGUGAUCAGCUUGGACCGUUUCCUACUGGUGACCAAACCGGUGUGGUGCCAGAACCACAGGAACACGAGGCAGGCCCGCUGCGUCUGUUUGGUCGUCUGGAUUCUCGCUCUCCUGGCCGGUUCUCCUCAGUUUGCUCACAUGGGGAUACAUGAAGUGAGCAAGACUAAAACAUCAUGUGAAGGCAGAUACAGUAACUUGGGUCAUGCAUGGUCCGUAACCCUUACCCGCUGUUUUCUGUCUUUUCUGCUGCCUUUCCUGAUCAUCUGCAUCAGCCAUUGGAAGGUUUUCCUCACGACGAGCUCUGGCCGAGGGCAAAGAGGCAGCGACAAGUCAACCCGGGCGCUACGUGUCAUCCUGGCAUUGGUGCUCAGCUUCUUCCUGUGCUGGAUUCCUUUGAACAUCGUGGAUAUUCUGCUGUUAAUGAUGCAAAAACAAUCCCAUAACGUUCGAGUCAACUUGCAUCUAGCCCACGUGCUGACGCUCUGCUUAGCUUACAUUAACAGCUGCCUGAACCCGCUGCUCUAUGUAUGUCUAGGCCGCGGUUUUAAGGAAAGUCUGAUUAGCUCACUGCGAAGUGUGCUUCACUUCGCAUCCGAGGCACCGCCCCAUCGAAUCAGCAUGACUGCGAACAGUAAAUCAACCACAGACGGGUUCAGAGAGAAGCCCUUAUGAAAUCUUUGCGUGGAGAUGUGGAUCGAAAACCUAUUCAAAUACCACCCUCGGGAAUCAUUUGUAGGUUUAUAGAAAAAGUUUAUGGCUCACUAGUGGACAUGCUGCACAACGAAGAUGUACAAACUUAGUCACCAGUAUUGUUCUAUUAACAAUAUUCUUUUAAACCUCCAUAACAUUCUCGCACAAUUCUUUCAAACAAACCAAUAUAUAACCAUUUCCUGUCAUAGCUAAUCAAAAACAGCAGAGCACGGUUCACUAUAUUAACAUGCACUAAUUUUCACCACUCGUAAUUGAUCCAGUUUGAAUUCAGAUUCUGGAAGUUGUGUUUAUAUGAACACGAAACCUUGCAGUCCGAUUCACAUAUUCGUUUACAUGCGCAUUGCACCUAUUGCGAACAAAAAAGUGCAUGAAACAGAGAAAGCCACUGCAAGAAUGUCGCAAUUUGGAAAUAAUUCAGUCUCCUUCACAUAAGUCAACAUGCGCAUUAAGGUGCGGUCACAUUAGCGAAAUUGCAGCAAAUUUUGCGAACAAAAAAGAUCCAUUGUUUCUUUUCAAUAGUGUAGAGAAGUAAGAAGCACCGCUCGUACAAAUGUCACUUUCAGACAAAGCAGGUUUUCUUGCUCAACGCCAUGAAUUCACGUGAGCAAAACAUGGGGAAGGUUUUUUGCCCUCACACGAUCUCGCGUAUUCCUGCUGGAAUGACUAUUUCGCACACAAAAAAUAGUCACGGCAGCUAAAUGUAACCACUUGCAAAAAAAUAGUCACAUUCAAGCGUUUACAUUAUUUGAUUUAUUAUUUCAAUCCGAUCGAAAUUUCAUUCAGAUCGAGUUCAAUCGGAUCGACGGAGAUGUUUACAUGAAGGCCUUUCAGUCCGAUUGAGCCAUCAAUCUGAUUAUACACGGAUUAUUUGGGCGCAUGACGCAUCCGUGACAGUUUUGAUUCGUUAGUAAACAUAUAAUUCAAUGGAUUAAAAUAUUAAUAACCAUUUACAGCCAAAUUAAAAAUCAUUUUAAAUAUUUACGUUUGUACAUUUGCUUUAUGAUAUGGUUAGGCCAUAUAUGGCAUUUCUGUGUAUUGAUUUACUGUAAUCCUUGUAUUCAUUUUAAACUUUAAAAUGUCCUGUUGCAUUAAUUAAUCAACACUAUUUUGCGAUAUAUGGCACAUAGCCUAUAGCCUUUUUCAUCACUGACAUAACUAAAAUGUUGUAAUAUUUGUUUUGUUUCUAGUCAGAUUUGCUUUAUUGUUAAAAGAAUGUUCUGGAUUAAAUACAACAUAGAUACAAAUGCGACUAUUGAUUACCACAGAAAAUAAUUUUAGCUGUUUGUAAAUUCGGACAAAAACGCAGUUACACUCUUAUGGAAGCCAUAGUGUGAAUGUAGGCUGCCACACCGAAAUAAAUGUUAACAACAUACUGUAUUAAAGGUGCACACAUAACAAUUAAGGUAAUCUUU
Messenger RNA from Sinocyclocheilus rhinocerous, 3197 nucleotides. RefSeq names its product C5a anaphylatoxin chemotactic receptor 1-like. The record is from RefSeq and is a predicted model, not a curated record. Gene Ontology annotation, biological process: complement receptor mediated signaling pathway; inflammatory response; positive regulation of cytosolic calcium ion concentration. Bases 676 to 1746 code for a protein of 356 amino acids. Gene Ontology annotation, molecular function: G protein-coupled receptor activity; complement component C5a receptor activity. The transcript is spliced from 2 exons. Lineage: Eukaryota; Metazoa; Chordata; Actinopteri; Cypriniformes; Cyprinidae. Gene Ontology annotation, cellular component: plasma membrane.